Molecule: messenger RNA, 3422 nt
Organism: Branchiostoma belcheri (Belcher's lancelet)
Lineage: Eukaryota; Metazoa; Chordata; Leptocardii; Amphioxiformes; Branchiostomatidae
Product: cysteine-rich secretory protein LCCL domain-containing 2-like
Exons: 15
Coding region: 288-2330 (680 amino acids)
Cellular component (GO): extracellular region
Source: RefSeq, a predicted model, not a curated record
GACCAGGUGUUGGCGGGUAGCAGCAUGUUGUCAUGUUUAACAGACAUACAUUGUACACUGUAAUUCAACAUGGCGCAUGUGAAAAACCUCUAUAAAGGAACACGAGGGAGAGUAGACGGCACAGAUACGCAGUCAUCGGGGGGAGGAGACUCAAGUACCCGCUUUCACCGGAGCGGCCGCAGGGAGGAAGUCAUCGCGAGCUGAUCUCACAGACGAGCCGGCCGGCAUCACCAUUCGGGGAGCAACAUCGUCGCACCGCACCGCUGGAUCUGCACAUUUUAAUCGCCAUGUUGCUCUGGGCCACCUUAAGCCUGUUCGGCUUGGUCGUCGCCGCGAAGAAGAACAUCACGUCUGACAUCGACUGGGACGGACAGGGAUGGGUGGGGACAGACAGGUGGUCUCUUACGGCACCCUCCCCAACCAGAGGUCCCUUCGGCAGGGGUCUGGUUAGCAACACCUUCGGGAGCGACGCUCGGUUGGACGUGGACACGUUGCCGAGCCAAGGCAGUGAACAUGGCGGCAGGGUACGCAGACAGUCGCCGUACAGAUCAUUUGGGGACCGCGUGAACUACCUGACGAGCGCGGAGAAACUCGCCCUGUUGCAGAAACACAACGAACUGAGGGGAAGGGUGCAACCCUACGCCUCCAACAUGGAAGAGAUGGUUUGGGACGAGAAGCUGGCCAUCAGUUCUCAGCAGUGGGCAGACCAGUGUAUCUGGGAGCACGGACCGAGCUGGCUCCUGCCGCUGAUCGGACAGAACCUGGCGGUCCACACGCGGCUGGACAAACCGCUGGUCGAGCUGGUGCAGAUGUGGUACGACGAGCAUCACGACUUCACGUACCCGAGCUACUGCAGAGGACCCAUGUGCACCCAUUACACACAGAUGGUCUGGGCUACUACUACCAAAGUGGGGUGCGCUAUCCGGCUGUGUGAGACCAUGCAGGUCUGGGGCGAAGAAUGGCCCAAAACCCUUUACCUGGUCUGUGACUACUCAUCAAAAGGAAACUGGAUUGGGUACGCCCCCUACAAGCGAGGACGGCCCUGCAGCCAGUGCCCACCAAAGUACGGCGGGCGCUGUGCCAACAAUCUAUGCACAAUGCAAGGCACUCUGGAGGACUAUGGGAUCGUGAUGGACCCUGAGGAUGAAGAAGAGUUCAACACAAUCGAGACAUACAAUGGCGACAAGAGACUCGAUCCCAAUGACAGGCGGCAAGAAACUCAAAUAACGACAACUACUCCUGUGCCAACCACCACAACAACAACCACUACAACUCCAGAACCUACAACUACAACAACUACGACAACACCUGAACCAACGACCACAACAACAACUACGACAACUCCAGAGCCAACAACAGUCCCCGAACCAACUACGACUAUCGCUCCCCUGACAACAGCUAAACCUACAACAGCGCAGCCAACCGAGGCAGCUGUGAACGACAGAAGGGUGGGUCAGGUGUCUGAAGGCGGUUCAGAAGAGGAGGGAGAUGACUCAGUUUAUGGCCAGAGUCAGGGGUCUGAUCCUAGGAGUCGGAACCUGAACCGCGACAGGGACAGGAACAGGGACAGUAACAGGAACAGUAACAGGAACAGGGAUAACCAGGUGGCAGAGACGUCAUACCGAAGAAGCAAUUACGUCACUCCCCGCACAAAGCUCUCCACCGAGCCGGAGACGAUGGAGGUAUCCAGCGAUGAAUACUUAGUGCGGAAGGCAACUUGUAGGACUAAAAUGUCGGAAUGCAGGGACGAGCCGUGCAUCAGAUUCCGCUGCCCUGCCAACUGUGGUUACAUUGGUGACGAGGUGAUCGGGACACUGUGGUAUGACGCGAGAACCAGCAUCUGCCAGGCCGGCGUGCACUACGGAGCUGUCACCAACUCGGGAGGACUGGUGGACGUCAGUAGUAAGGACCAGAUCCCCUUCUUCACAGGCUCCUACCGGUCGGGAAUUACAUCCAUCGGGACUUUGACGCCGGCAAGAGCAUUCAUGAUCAGCAGAGUUGGAGUCAUGCAGGCGGACUGUCGGACAACGGUUGACCAGUACUGCCCAUACCGGGGAAGACCGAUUCACUGCCCCAGGUUCUACUGCCCGCCAUCCUGUGCCUCCUAUCAGUACGCACGUGUGUAUGGUACAGGCACGUACACUGAUAAUUCUAGUAUCUGUCGAGCUGCAAUACACGCUGGGGUGUUGCAAGACUACGAGGCUGGGUAUGUUGAUAUCUGGGCAAGGAAGGGUAGGACGUCCUACCACGGAAGCAAUCAGAAUGGUGUCAUAUCAGAAAGCUAUGGCUACGAAACAGGGAGUGCGUUCCAGGUUUUCAAAGUGGAAUGAGCAUCCAGUUUGUAUAUACUCAUGCAUGUGUAUUAUAUUCAUAUGUUUCGGCUGGUACCAUCAUAACUACAUCGGGUCCCAUUACAGUGUUUACUUAAACAAAGACUUUAAAAAGCACAACAUUGAAGGGAAAACAGGGAUACAUGCAUCAAUGACUUCCAAAUACAUUUUUGUAUUUGCAUUAAGGAUUCAGGUGCCUGAAAAAUUGCACCAGAGUAAAGAGAUCUGGGCAAUGGUCUUGAGGAUUUCUAAUCUGUGUAUGAAACACUCUACAAUCAUACCUCUAUCUCGAGAAUGUGACCAGAGGUAGGAUAAAGCCCCUUAUUAGCAAGUGUUGACUGGUAAAGAGUAAUGUGUAAGUGUAAGUAUAAUUAUAAGGAACAGAAAUCAUAUCCGUAAAAGAAUUGUAACUUGUUCAGAUACUCUAUAAUGCAAAUUUAAGGGUCUUGAAGGCUAUUUUCUAGAGAUUGAAUAGCUUGGAAUGGUUAUAUAGUGGUGCAUGUUUGCCCUUUCAGUUGUAACAUUUCCCAUGAGAUUCAAAUGUCAUUGGUCAAUGUGUGGAAUGGUGUUGACUUGAGCUUUUUUUCAACUGUAUAAAGCUGGUACAGUAGCAUGUAGAAAGUGCAACUAGCAGUGUUCAAACAAUAUAUCAUAAAACAAUGUAACAUGUUCAUUCUUUGAUAUAUUUACCACCAUUUGAGUUUACAUUGGUUAAAAACUGCAGCAGCAUUACUUAUAUGAGGAACAUAUUGUUUACAAAUUCAAUGACUCAAACAUAUGUAGUUACAUAUCCCAUAUUUAUAGAAGUAUACUUUUUUAACAUCUCAUGAUUUUCAAAUGAUAUUUGUAUUAAAUAUUUUCUCACCAAUAUCGUAACUGUGAAUUAUAUGUAAGUAAUUGAUCUAAAGAUAUUCCUUACUGUGACCCAUUACCUACUGUUAAGGAUGUAGUUGAAUCAAAUAUUCAUAUCUGUCUAUAAUCACCAGCCCUUUUAGUCUAAUGUUACCUCUAAUCAUCAUGUAAAACUUUUGCAAAGCAUUAUGUGAUAAAACAAUUUUGUUUGAAGUGGAAUACAAUAAAAUGCCUGUUCUA